Molecule: messenger RNA, 4980 nt
Organism: Quercus lobata
Lineage: Eukaryota; Viridiplantae; Streptophyta; Magnoliopsida; Fagales; Fagaceae
Exons: 14
Coding region: 1-4980 (1659 amino acids)
Biological process (GO): protein phosphorylation; recognition of pollen
Molecular function (GO): ATP binding; protein serine/threonine kinase activity
Source: RefSeq, a predicted model, not a curated record
AUGGACAUCUCUGCUUUUGUGUUUUUGAGUUCCAGUUUAUUUCUUUUCUACUUUGUGUUCUCUAAUGCUGUUGACAGCAUUACCCAAUCCCAAUCCCUCAGUGACAGUAAGGGCACAAACCUGGUCUCUAAAGAUGAUGGCUUUGUCUUGGGGUUCUUCAGUACAGGAAAUUCCAAUAACCGUUACUUGGGAAUUUGGUACAACAAUAUCUCAGUUAGAACGGUUGUUUGGGUAGCAAACCGGGGCAAUCCAAUUAGAGACUCGUCUGGCGUGUUGAUGUUAAACAGUUCAGGUAGUCUUGUUCUUCUCAGCCAGAAUAGGACUGUUGUUUGGUCGGCAAAUUCCACACAAGAGGCAGGGAGUCCAGUUGUUGAGCUUUUAGAUUCAGGAAAUCUAGUAUUAAGAGAAAAGAAUGAAGAAAACCCAGAAAGUUAUUUGUGGCAAAGCUUUGACUAUCCUUCUGAUACAUGGCUACCUGGGAUGAAACUUGGAUGGGACUUAAGAACUGGUCUGGAAAGGCGCCUAACUGCAUGGAAGAGUCCAGAUGAUCCAUCUCCUGGAGAACUGAGUCUUGGGAUUGUACUUCAUAAUUACCCUGAGAUAGUCGUGAAGAACGGCUCCAAGAUAUACUGCCGGGGUGGCCAGUGGAAUGGCAUUAGGUUCAGUGGUGGCCCUGGUGGGUUAAAGACCAACCCAGUCCAUAACUUCACUUCUGUCUCCAACAAGGAUGAGCUAUACUUCAUGUACCACACGAUUAAAAAGUCUCUAAUCACAAGAGCAGUUAUAAACCAAACUUUACACAAGUACGAGCGCUACAUGUGGAUCGAAGCAGAUAAAAAAUGGAUCGCGUACUUUUCUGCACCACAAGACACAUGUGACAGUUUCAAUUUAUGCGGUGCUUAUGGAAAUUGUAUCAUUGGUUACUCACCUAUCUGCCAAUGUCUAGGAGGAUUUAAGCCUAAGUCACCAGAAAGAUGGAACCCAGACGACUGGGCUAAGGGAUGUGUACGCACUACGGAAUUGAGCUGCAAGGAUAAAGAUAAAAUUGGGUUUGUUAAACUUGUUGGGCUCAAGCUGCCAGAUACCACGUAUUCUUGGGUGAACAAAAGUAUGAAUCUUAGCGAAUGCAGAGUCCAAUGUUUGAACAACUGUUCUUGUAUGGCUUAUUCCAACACUGACAUUAGAGAUGGAGGAAGUGGUUGCGCCAUCUGGUAUGGAGAUCUAAUUGAUAUUAGACAGGUUGCAGGUGGCGGGCAGGAUACUGAUUGGCUGGAUGUAUAUAUUCGAAUGCCUGCUUCAAAGAAAGUCAACCAGGAAGUGUCUCCCCCCAAAAAAAAAGUCAACCAGGAAGACGUUAUAGACAAGCAAAAGAUGAAGGUGAGAGUUGCAGUUGCCAUAGCCAUUGCCGUAGUUUUCGGUGUGCUCUUGAUUGCUUACUGCAUUUGCAAGAGGAAAAACUUCAGAGAGAAAAUGAAGAAUAAAGGGAUAAUAGACCAGAAUAUUGAUGGCCAAAAUGAAGACCUCGAGCUCCCAUUCUACAGCCUAGCUACCAUAGCUAUUGCCACUAACAAAUUUUCAAGCAAUAACAAGCUUGGUGAAGGUGGCUUUGGACCCGUAUAUAAGGGUAUACUAGUAGAUGGACAAGAAAUUGCUGUGAAAAGACUUUCACGAAAUUCUAGACAAGGAUUGAGUGAGUUUAAAAAUGAAGUUAUGUCGAUCGCUAAAUUACAGCACCGAAAUCUUGUUAGGCUUUUGGGCUAUUGCAUUGACGGAGAGGAGAAAAUGUUAAUCUAUGAAUACAUGCCCAAUGGAAGCUUGGACUCCUUCAUUUUUGAUCAAAUGAGAUCUAAUAUUUUAGGUUGGUGUAUGCGCUUCAACAUUAUUUGUGGGAUUGCUCGUGGGCUUCUCUAUCUUCAUGAAGACUCUAGAUUGAGGAUUAUACAUAGAGAUCUAAAAGCAAGUAACAUUUUACUUGAUAGUAAGAUGAACCCAAAAAUUUCUGACUUUGGCAUGGCUAGGUCCUUUGGUGGAGAUCAAACUGAAGGAAAUACAAAUAGAGUGGUUGGAACUUAUGGUUAUAUGGCACCCGAAUACGCCAUUGAUGGCCUAUUUUCAGUAAAAUCUGAUGUCUUUAGUUUUGGAAUAUUAUUGUUGGAGAUAAUAUGUGGAAAGAAAAAUCGAGGGUCUUUUCAUCCAGAAUAUAGUAUAAACCUUGUUGGACAUGCAUGGAAAUCAUGGAAAGAAGGAAGGACUUUGGAGCUAAUUGAUACUCUCUUAAAGGACUCUUGCAUCCUAUCAGAGCUUGAACGUUGCCUCCAUAUUAGUUUCUUAUGUUUGCAACAACAUCAUGAGGAUAGGCCUAACAUGUCAUUUGUGGUUAUGAUGUUGCAUAGUGAGGGUUCACUACAAGAACCCAAAGAGCCAGGUUUCUAUGUGGGAAAAAAAUCACCUUCGUCAAGCAAGAACCAAUCAUCCUCAACCAAUGAAAUUACUAUUACCUUGUUAGAUGAACAGAAAGCAAUGGACAUCUUUUCUUUUGUGUUUAUGAGUUCUCGUUUAUUUCUUUUCUACUUUGUAUUUUCGGAUGCUGCUGUCAAAAUUUCCCAAUCCCAAUCCCUCAGUGACGGCACAAACUUGGUCUCUAAAAAUGGAGGCUUUGUCCUGGGGUUCUUCAGUACAGGAAAUUCCACAAACCGUUACUUGGGAAUUUGGUACAACAAUAUCCCAGUUAGAACGGUUGUUUGGGUAGCAAACUGGCGCAAUCCAAUUAGAGACUCGUCUGGCGUGUUGAUGUUAAACAGUUCAGGUAGUCUUGUUCUUCUCAGCCAGAAUAAGACUAUUGCUUGGUCUGCGAGUUCUACAAAAGAGGUAGGGAGUCCAGUUUUUGAGCUUUUAGAUUCAGGAAAUCUAGUAUUAAGAGAAAAGAAUGAAGAAAACCCAGGAAGUUAUUUGUGGCAAAGCUUUGACUAUCCUUCUGAUACAUGGCUACCAGGGAUGAAGCUUGGAUGGGAUUUAAGGACUGGUCUCGAAAGGCGCCUAACUGCCUGGAAGAGUCCAGAUGAUCCAUCUCCUGGAGAACUGAGUUGUGGGAUUGAACUUAAUAAUUACCCCGAGAUAGUCGCGAAGAACGGCUCCAAGAAGUUCGGCCGGACUGGCCCGUGGAAUGGCGUUGGCUUCAGUGGUGCAACAGGGGUAAAGGCCAACCAAAUUUAUCACUUCAAUUUUGUUUCCAACAAUGAUGAGGUAUACAUCAUAUACCACAUGAUUAAAAAUUCUGCAAUCACAAGAGCAGUUUUGAACCAAACUACGUACUUGUUCGAGCGCGACAUAUGGGUCGAAGCUGAUAAAAAAUGGAUCGCGUACAUUUCUAUACCAAAAGACAAAUGUGACAGUUAUAAUUUAUGUGGUGCUUAUGGUAAUUGUAUCAUUGGCGAGUCACCUAUCUGCCAAUGUCUAGAAGGAUUUAAGCCUAAGUCAACAGAAAGAUGGAACCCAGACAACUGGGCUAAGGGAUGUGUACGCACUACAGAAUUGAGCUGCGAGGAUAAAGAUAAAAUUGGGUUUGUUAAAUUUGUUGGGCUUAAGUUGCCAGAUACCACGUAUUCUUGGGUUAACAAAAGUAUGAAUCUUAAUGAAUGCAGAGUCAAAUGUUUGAACAACUGUUCUUGUAUGGCUUAUUCCAACUCUGACAUUAGAGAUGGAGGAAAUGGCUGCGUCAUCUGGUAUGGAGAUCUAAUUGAUAUUAUACAGGUUGCAGCUAACGGGCAGGAUCUAUAUAUUCGAAUGCCUGCUUCAGAGAAAGUCAACCAGGAAGACGUGAAAGACAAGCAAAAGAUGAAGGUGAUAGUUGUAGUUGCCAUUGCCAUUGCCGUAGUUUUUGGGGUGCUCUUGAUUGCCUACUGCAUUUGCGAAAGAAAAACCUUGAGAGAGAAAAUGAAGAAUAAACGGAUGAUAGACCAAAAUAUUGAUGGCCAAAAUGAAGACCUAGAGCUCCCACUCUUCAGCCUAGCUACCAUAGCUAUGGCCACUAACAAAUUUUCAAGCAAUAACAAGCUUGGUGAAGGUGGCUUUGGUCUCGUAUAUAAGGGUAUACUAGAAGAUGGACAAGAAACUGCUGUGAAAAGGCUUUCACGAAAUUCUAGACAAGGAUUGAGUGAGUUUAAAAAUGAAGUUAUGUCAAUCGCCAAAUUACAACAUCGAAAUCUUGUUAGACUUUUGGGCUAUUGCAUUGAAGGAGAGGAGAAUAUGUUAAUUUAUGAAUACAUGCCCAAUGGAAGCUUGGACUCCUACAUUUUUGAUCAAAUGAGAUCUAAUAUUUUAGGUUGGUGUAUGCGCUUCAACAUUAUUUGUGGGAUUGCUCGCGGGCUUCUCUAUCUUCAUGAAGACUCUAGAUUGAGGAUUAUACAUAGAGAUCUAAAAGCAAGUAACAUUUUACUUGAUAGUAAGAUGAACCCAAAAAUUUCUGACUUUGGGAUGGCUAGGUCCUUUGGUGGAGAUCAAACUGAAGGAAAUACAAACAGAGUGGUUGGAACUUAUGGUUAUAUGGCACCCGAAUACGCCAUUGAUGGCCUAUUUUCAGUAAAAUCUGAUGUCUUUAGUUUUGGAAUAUUAUUGUUGGAAAUAAUAUGUGGAAAGAAAAAUCGAGGGUCUUUCCAUCCAGAAUAUAGUCUAAACCUUGUUGGACAUGCAUGGAAAUCAUGGAAAGAAGGAAGGACAUUGGAGCUAAUUGAUACUUGCUUAAAGGACUCUUGCAUCCUACCGGAGCUUGAACGUUGCCUCCAUAUUAGUUUCUUAUGUUUGCAACAACAUCAUGAGGAUAGGCCUAACAUGUCAUUUGUGGUUAUGAUGUUGCAUAGUGAGAGUUCACUACAAGAACCCAAAGAGCCGGGUUUCUAUGUGGGGAAAAAAUCACCUUCAUCAAGCAAGAACCAAUCAUCCUCAACCAAUGAAAUUACCAUUACCUUGGUAGAUGGUCGAUAG